AUGCCCGGGUCAGUCCGAUCAAAGAGCUCGUCACUCAAGGGCGACGGCGUCGACACGGUCGAGGAUGCCGCCGUCCGCGACCCCAUCCUGGAGCGGUACGAGCUCAUCCGGGACAAGACGCCCGAGGAGCGCAAGGCCAUCGAGAAGUCACUGGUGCGCAAGCUGGACUGGAAGUUCCUGAGCAUGGUGACGGCCAUGCUGCUCAUGAACUACCUGGACCGCAUCAACGUGUCCAACGCGCGGCUGGCGGGCAUGCAGAAGGACCUGCACAUGACCGACGUGCAGUGGAGCGCGGGAAUCUCGCUCUUCUACGUCGGCUACAUCAUCUCGCAGAUUCCCGCAAACGUCAUCAUGGCCAAGGGCAAGCCUCGCCUGCUUCUCCCCUGCUGCAUGCUGGCCUGGUCCAUCCCCACCAUCAUCAUGCCGCUUGUCACGUCUCCCGCGGGCUUCAUGGUGUGCCGCUUCUUCGUCGGGCUGGCCGAGGGCCCCUUUGUGCCGGCCGUGUCGCUCAUGACGUCGUCGUGGUACCCCAAGCACGAGGCGCCCAUGCGCAUGGGCAUCUGGCACGCCGGCAACACCAUCUCGCAGGCCAUCUCGGGCCUGCUGGCGGCCGCCAUCCUGCAGAACAUGGACGGCAUCGCCAAUCUGCGCGCCUGGCAGUGGUUCCUGCUGCUCGAGGGCAUCGUCAGCAUCGCCGUGGCCGCCGCCAGCUUCUGGUUCAUCCCCAACUUCCCCGACUCGACCGGCACCUACUUCAUCACCGAGGAGGAGACGGCCAUGGCGCAGUACCGCAUGACCGUGUCGGCCGGCGGCGUCGCCGAGGAUGAUGAGGGCGGCUACUGGGACGGCUUCUGGCAGUGCAUGAAGGACCCCUUCUCGCACAUGUUUGCCGCCACCCACUUCUGCCUCAUCAUCGCCCAGUCGUACAAGGACUUUUUCCCCUCCAUCCUCGCCACCCUGGGUCUGUCCAAGACGGUCACGUACCUGGUGCAGGCCCCGCCGCCCAUCAUCGCCUUCUUUGUCCAGCUGGCUGUGUCGUGGUCGGCCGGUCGCACGCAGGAGUUCGGCUACCACAUCAUCGCCCCCAUGAUGGCCACGGCCAUCGGCUGUGCCAUCAUGAUCACGCAGCUGAACACGGGCCUAAGGUACUUUUGCAUGAUUCUGUUGGUCAUUGGUCCGUUUGUCGGCCUCAAUCUUCAAAUCGCUUGGGAAACCACCGUGGUCCCGAGGCCUCGCACCAAGCGAGCGGCCCUGAUUGCCUACGCCAACUGCGUCAGCUCCGUGUCGCACUGGUUCAUGCCCUACUUCUUCCUGCGCAACCAGGAGCCCUACUACCAGACGGGCGGCGCCGCCAUCAUCGCCGGCUGCGGCCUGACCAUCAUCUUUGUCCUUGGCACCAAGUACUACGCCAUCCAGAAGAACAAGGCCCUCAAGGCCGCCGAGGACGCGGCUGGCGAGCCCGAGGGCUGGCGCUUUGCGCACUAAUGCUGGGGUUUUGGGGAUAGCUGGAAUUUGGGUAUGGUUCGACUUUGUGCUUAGCAUGUAUACGAAUUAUGGAACUGUCUAGUUUUUAGCUGUUUUAACGACGCAUUUUCAUGGCCAACUAUUUACAUUAUAUAUCCCUCGAGCGAAGCG
This is a messenger RNA of Gaeumannomyces tritici R3-111a-1, 1635 nucleotides long. RefSeq lists its product as hypothetical. Gene Ontology annotation, biological process: transmembrane transport. Gene Ontology annotation, cellular component: membrane. The coding region runs from base 1 to 1485 and encodes 494 amino acids. The transcript is spliced from 2 exons. The record is from RefSeq and is a predicted model, not a curated record. Gene Ontology annotation, molecular function: transmembrane transporter activity. NCBI's taxonomy places the organism in Eukaryota, Fungi, Ascomycota, Sordariomycetes, Magnaporthales, Magnaporthaceae.